This is a messenger RNA of Diutina rugosa, 897 nucleotides long. Its product is annotated as lipoyl(octanoyl) transferase. Gene Ontology annotation, biological process: protein lipoylation. The coding region runs from base 1 to 897 and encodes 298 amino acids. NCBI's taxonomy places the organism in Eukaryota, Fungi, Ascomycota, Pichiomycetes, Serinales, Debaryomycetaceae. Gene Ontology annotation, molecular function: lipoyl(octanoyl) transferase activity. The record is from RefSeq and is a predicted model, not a curated record. Gene Ontology annotation, cellular component: mitochondrion. The transcript has a single exon.
AUGUCGCUCAUCUUCAAACGCCUCAACAGCUGUGCCAGCCGGUUCCGUCCUGUCGACGCCUCCUACGGGGUGCUCCGGCAUAUCCAUUUCCCUGGCAUAACCUCGUUUGAAGAUGGCCAGAAGUUCCAGCAGAUGGUGGUGGGUGCCAACCUCGAUUUCAAGCAGAUGGAGACCAAGAUCAAACGGCAGCUUAAAGACGUCCCCGCGGGCUUCCGUCUUAACGACUACGAAGACGAGCUCAUCAAGCGGGUGUUGUCGAUGAAACCGUUGCCGACAUUGUUGACGUUUGAGUUUAAUAACGUGUAUACUGGUGGGAAGAAGAUGAAGCAGGACCCUCAGCUCCAACAGAAGAUCGACCAGUACCGCAGCUUAGGGUGCGAAUAUCACCAGCUUGAGCGUGGCGGUCAGGUGACCUGGCACGGCAAUGGCCAACUCACAGCGUACGUGGUGUUGGACAUUAAGGGAUUCACCGAUCUCACUGUUCGCUGCUUUGUUGACCUGGUACUUAUUCAGUCGGCGCAAAACGUGUUGAAAAAACACUACAACAUUGAUGCCUAUAAUGAUCCAGAAAAUCCUGGUCUUUACGUACAAAAGGACCCCUAUAACGGCAAGAUCGUGUCUGUUGGCACCCACAUUCAGAGGGCGGUCACCUCUUAUGGUAUUGGCCUUAAUGUCAAUAAUGACCUUAAAUACUUGAACCAAUUCGAAAUGUGUGGUCUUCCCGGGGUGUCUGCUACCUCAAUUGCCAAGGAGAUUCCCCUGGCAAAGGUUACAGUGAAGGAUGUCGCCGAUCAGUACGCCCAACAACUUGCUCUUCGUCUUAACAUCGGUCAAGUCGACCAUAUUGAUGGUAGGGAAAUCAUUGAGCAAAGCAAGGAAUCAGACUCGAACCAAUAA